Messenger RNA from Thermothielavioides terrestris NRRL 8126, 2044 nucleotides. RefSeq lists its product as uncharacterized. The record is from RefSeq and is a predicted model, not a curated record. Bases 110 to 1738 code for a protein of 542 amino acids. The transcript has 2 exons. NCBI's taxonomy places the organism in Eukaryota, Fungi, Ascomycota, Sordariomycetes, Sordariales, Chaetomiaceae.
CAGUGUUCGGUUCUACAGCGUAGUACUUCGUGCUAUCCCUCACAAAAGAGUCAGCUCAGUUCAGCGGGAAGAGGAGAACGUCGCCAGCCUCUGAUCCGCGCUCUUCAACAUGUCUGACUACAGCGACGACUCGACGGAGAUCGAACAGAUCAGGAUACAUGAGCGCAGGCGUGAUCGGUCCCCGCUCCCCCGGGGCCCGCCUUCGCCGCAUCGCGGCCCUCCUCCGCAUUAUAUUCAGACUGUGGUGAGGGACGUGCGGGAUCCCCGCGGUCCCACUGGCUACUACCACCCGCCCGGCCCCUACCGCCGGCCUGACGAGCGGACAACUACCAUUGUCGCCCGCUCCCGGUCGAGAGAGCGCCGGUCCCCUCCGGUCCGCGGGGGCCCGCCACCGCCGCCUCCUCCUCCUGCUGCCCAGGUGGUCAUCAACCAACCGAUGGUCGACCGGCGCCCCAUAAGGCGCGACUCGGAUUCCUCGUCGGACGACUCAUCCUAUGCCUCCUCGUCUCGCCACCACCGUGCCCGCCACAGACGCAGGUCGCGGAGCCGUGCCCGCAGUCGGUCCUCGAGCUCGCACAGCUACCUCGAUGACGCCAGGGAGAGGUGGAGGCUCCAGCAGCUCGAGGAGCAGCUCGCCGCGGUCCGUCUGGAGAACCAGAAGCGGGAGGAGCGGCUCGCUCUGGAGAGGUUCAACAAGGAACACGCCGAGCUCGAGCACGCCAGGAUGGAGCUCGAGAUCCGCCAGCGCAGGGAGGAAGAAGAGCUCCGCAACGACAGGUUCAGGGACGAGUACGAGCUUGCGCACCUCAAGCGCGAAAUCGCCCGCAUCAAGCGCCAGGAGGAGGAGCUGAAGGCCGAGCACGCGCGCCAGGAGCAGGCCAGGCUGGCCAGGGACAGCGAGGAACUGGCGCGCAUGAAGCGCCGGGAGGAAGAGCGCCGGCGCGAGAAGCAGGCCGAGGAAGAGGCUGAGUACCAAAGGAACAAGGCCGAGCUGGAGCGCCGGAUCAAGGCCGAGGAAGAGGCGCGCCGGGACAAGGCGCUCGAGGAGGAGUCCAAGGCCAAGGCGGCCCUCGCCGAGCUCGAGAGGAUCCACGCGGAGAGGAAGCGGAAGGAAGAGGAAGAGCGCAUCCUGCGCGAGGUCGAGCUCAAGAGGCUCGAGGCCGAGAAGAAGGCCGAGGAGGAGCGCAAGCGCAAGGAGAAGGAGGCCGAGGAAAUCAUCGCGGCCUACAAGGCCAAGGAGGCCGAGCGCAUCGAGAAGGAGAAGGCCGCGGCCGAGGCGGCCGAGAAGGAGUUCCAGCGCCGCCUGCAGGAGCAGCUGAUCAACUCGGGGCUCGACGAGAAGGCCAUCGAGGCCAUCAUGAAGAAGGAGAAGAUCAAGAAGGACAAGAAGGAAGAGGAGGAGAACCAAGUGGCCCGUCCGACCUACACGCGCAUGUCCCUCCGCCACCUCGACAUCGAGACGCUCAAGUACUACAAGAUCGACUGGGAGCCCGAUCUGCAUGAUUCCACCUACGUGCUGAUCAAGCGCUGGGUGCCCGAGUGGGAGCAGAACAUGCUCUGGGAGCACACGCGCAAGCUGCGGCUCGAGCGGCGCGGCGAGGAGAAGAUCAUGCUCGAGGUCAAGAACGACCGCCGCCACCACCGGCACCGCUCCGGCGACUUCGAGUUCGUCCGCCCCAAGCGCCACCGCAGCAGGUCGCCCGGCCUGCUGAUGUACCUUGCCGGCGGCCGCCCGUGAGUGAUCGCUUCGCGGGGUGUCACCGUGUUGCCCACGCUUCCCUGCGAUGGAUGCUACGCCUUUUUUUCGUGUGUCCCGGGCCGCAUAUGAGUCUCUUCGCUUGGUGGACGCUUUGUCGUCCUCUGCCGUGUGGUAAAGAGGCGGGCGGGGCUUGCAAGGCUGGGUGAAGAGAAAGGGAGUACGAGGUUGCUGAAUGGGAAGAAAAAAGGGGAAGGGGUCAUGAGCAUGACGGGAACGAGAAGCAUGAGCCAUGAUUUGAUUUGUGCACGUUUUUUUCCCCCUGUUUCUGCGCGAGUUGAGAUUUUC